Messenger RNA from Erigeron canadensis, 1966 nucleotides. Its product is annotated as laccase-11-like. Gene Ontology annotation, molecular function: hydroquinone:oxygen oxidoreductase activity; copper ion binding. Gene Ontology annotation, cellular component: apoplast. The transcript has 6 exons. Bases 39 to 1736 code for a protein of 565 amino acids. Lineage: Eukaryota; Viridiplantae; Streptophyta; Magnoliopsida; Asterales; Asteraceae. Gene Ontology annotation, biological process: lignin catabolic process. The record is from RefSeq and is a predicted model, not a curated record.
UCAUUGCAAAGAACAUCGGUUAACGAGGGUCAGGGACAAUGUCAACUGAUCGUACUCUCGUUUUGGGGAAAUCCCUUUUGGCACUUUGUAUUUUCAUGCUUGUUCCGUUGCUUUCUCUUGAGGUUGACGCAGCUACCAAGAAAUACCAAUUCGACAUUCAAGUGAAGAAUGUUAGCAGAUUGUGCCAUUCAAAACCGAUUGUCACCGUGAAUGGUAGGUUUCCAGGUCCAACUGUCUAUGCUCGAGAAGGCGAUAGAGUUCUUAUCAAUGUCACGAAUCAUGCCCAAUACAACAUGUCCAUUCACUGGCAUGGGUUGAAACAGUAUGCAAACGGGUGGGCUGAUGGACCGGCUUAUAUCACACAAUGCCCGAUCAUGCCUAAGAAUAAUUAUGUUUAUGACUUCAAUAUCACGGGUCAAAGAGGGACGUUGUGGUGGCAUGCUCAUAUCCUAUGGCUCAGAGCAACUGUAUACGGGGCUAUCGUUAUUUUACCCAAACCAGCAACUCCAUUUCCCUUCCCACGGCCCGAUGGAGAACAAGUUAUUGUGUUUGGUGAAUGGUGGCAUGCUGAUGUUGAAGAGGUUGUGAAGCAAGGAAAUGCUUUAGGCUUGCCUCCCAAUAUGUCUGAUGCCCACACGAUUAACGGGAAACCAGGCCCGUUGUUCCCAUGUUCCGAGAAACAUACUUUUGCAAUGGAAGUCGAGCAAGGAAAGAAAUAUCUUCUAAGGAUCGUGAACGCUGCACUCAACGACGAGCUCUUUUUUGCUAUUGCAGGGCAUAACAUGACAGUAGUAGAGAUUGACGCGGUUUACACAAAACCUUUCACCACAAACGCGUUACUAAUUGCCCCGGGACAAACAACUAAUGUUAUAGUUUCAGCUAACCAAGCUCCAGGGCGAUACUUCAUGGCGGUCCGGCCCUUCCAAGACGUUCCCAUUCCUGUAGACAACAAAACCGCCACGGCUAUUCUCCAAUAUAAAUACAUUCCAAACACUGUUGUCCCCAAACUCCCAAAUCUUCCUUCACCAAAUGAUACUGAAUUCGCGUUAAGCUAUAACAAAAAACUUCUUAGCCUAAACACGGCGAACUUCCCUGCAAAUGUACCAUUAAAAGUUGACCGAAAUUUGUUUUUCACAAUCGGGUUAGGAAAGAGUGUUUGUCCAACAUGUGUUAAUGGUACUCGCCUUUCAGCAUCCUUAAACAACAUAACAUUUGUAAUGCCACAAACCGCGCUUCUGCAGGCUCAUUACAAUGAUGUGAAAGGAGUAUUUAAAACCGAUUUUCCUGAUAAGCCUCCAAAGGCUUUUAACUACACUGGUGCUCCAUUAACUGCUAAUCUUUUUACAGUUAAGGGAACACGAUUGAGUAAAAUAGCCUUCAAUUCGACGGUUGAGUUGGUUAUACAAGAUACCAAUUUGUUGAGCGUUGAAUCGCACCCUUUUCAUCUUCACGGGUUCAACUUUUUUGUUGUUGGAACAGGCAUUGGUAACUUUGAUCCUGCCAAGGAUCCGGCCAAGUAUAACUUGGUUGAUCCUCCAGAGAGGAACACGGUUGGUGUUCCAACCGGUGGUUGGGCUGCCAUUCGGUUUAGAGCAGAUAAUCCAGGUGUUUGGUUCUUUCAUUGUCAUUUGGAGUUGCAUACCGGAUGGGGAUUAAAAACGGCAUUUUUAGUUGAAGAUGGGCCAGGAAAAGAUCAAGUGGUUCGUCCUCCACCGAAAGAUCUUCCGCGGUGCUGAUGGGUUCUAUGGAAACAAAGUGUGCAACACGCGAUGAAACCAAUAUAAUUCUUUUAUAUCGAUUAUACCUCCAUCAAAAAUCGAGGAGGUUGCAUUUCAUUUGAGAGUUGAGAAGGAAUGAAACCAAAAAACAAAUGUUGUGUUUCAUACUUCAUGGUGUGCAGUUUGGUUUGAUUUGUAAUUGAGUUUGUUAUAUAUAUUGGAAUGUCACAAUAUACAGUUGAUCUGAA